Macrosteles quadrilineatus (aster leafhopper) is the source of this 3242-nucleotide messenger RNA. RefSeq names its product collagen alpha-1(I) chain-like. NCBI's taxonomy places the organism in Eukaryota, Metazoa, Arthropoda, Insecta, Hemiptera, Cicadellidae. Gene Ontology annotation, molecular function: chitin binding. Gene Ontology annotation, cellular component: extracellular region. The coding region runs from base 73 to 2901 and encodes 942 amino acids. The record is from RefSeq and is a predicted model, not a curated record. The transcript is spliced from 4 exons.
AGCUCCGGGUCACCCUUCGUAGGUACACUCCGUCCCCGCGUCAACAGACCUACGGCACACAGGUCCGACAAUAUGGCGCGGCUAUAUUUAACACUGUGGUUUGCGGCUGCGUUAAGCUUACAAUCAGCCAAGGCUGAAGAAGGAUACAACUACGACAGACCCCAGAACCCACUACUUUCAGGACCUGGAGGAGCAACAGGCAGUACUUUCCGACCUGGAGCAUCUCCCACCGGACGUCCUCCCCAAGCUGACGAGUUUCCCUCUGGUGGCCCAGGCUCCGCUCCUGGAGGCUCCGGGUACAACUAUCCUCGGCCUACAGGUCCCGGAUCCUCUACCCCCGGUAGCCAAGGAGGUUUUCCUGGUUCAGCUCCCGGUUAUCCCUCGGGUCAAGGUAGCUACCCAGGCUCCACUCCAGGAGGAUUUGGCGGAACUACACCUGGAGGCUUUCAAGGAUCAACCCCUUCACCUGGAGCUUAUCCUGGAUCCCAACAAGGAGGCUACCCAGGAUCUACUCCUGGAUUCUCUAGUGGACCCUCUGGCUAUCCUUCAACCUCCAGUCCAGGUGGCACAACUCCAGGAUAUCAAGGAUAUCCUUCAGGACCAUCCCAAGGUGGCUUUCCCAGUAGCACUGCUAGACCAGGUGGCUAUCCUGGUCAACAAGCAGGGUUUGCCGGAUCGACCGCUGCAUAUCCUACUGGUGCUGGCCAAGGAGGUUCUCAAGUAGGCACAUCUCGUCCCGGCUAUCCUGGAGCUGCCGGAUCAGGCUACCCAUCAGGACCUCAAAGUGGAUUCCCUGGCUCAACAUCAUCAGCUGGAUAUCCAAGUGGACCUCAAGGAGGAUACCCAGGAUCUUCUACUGGAGGCUUCCAAUCCACAACCGCAGGCCCAACAGGUUAUCCGGGAUCUGGACAAGGAUAUCCUUCAGGACCAGCAGGUAGCCAAUUCCCAGGAUCUACUUCUCGUCCAGGUGGACAACAAAGCUUUCAAGGGACUACGCCAUCUUCCCAAGGAUACCCAGGUUCACAAGGAGGAUUCCCAAGCACGACAGCUAGACCAGCAGGAUACCCUGGUGCAACAGGUGGUCCUGGAGGGGCAUUUGCCGAUGAAUACCCUACUAGUGGAGGUGGACAACCUGGGUUUGGUGGUCAACAGGGAGCUGGAUUUCCAGGAAGCGGUUCUCAAGGAGGCUAUGGUGGAGUUGGAGCAGGAGGAUUUACUGGUGGAGUUGGAGCAGGAGGAUUUACUGGUGGACAAGGUGGGCAGUUCCCAACAGGAAGCACUGGUGGAUCAGGAGGACAAUAUUCUGGUGGACAAGGUGGGCAGUUCCCAACAGGAAGCACUGGUGGGCCAGGAGGACAAUUUACUGGUGGGCAAAGUGGACAGUUCCCGACAGGUGCUGGUGCUGGGGGAUCAGGAUCUCCUACUGGUGGAUCUGGGGGAGGACAAGCAGGUCAAUUUCCAACUGGAGGACCUGGUAGUUCUGGUGGUUUCCCAGGCCAAGCUGGGCGUCCUGGAGGCAGUGGCACUGGCGGUGCUGCUGGUGUAGGUGGUGAUGAGGACGAUGGAUCAUAUGACGAAGGAGAUUACUCAGCUAUUCCUGGUGAGCCAGGUACCGAUUAUCCCAUUUACUCAGAAAUCCCGGAAACAUCUUUUCGCUGUGAUCAACAACAGUUCCCAGGAUACUACGCAGAUGUCGAGACAAGAUGUCAAGUAUUUCACAUUUGUGCCAAUAACAAAACCUAUGACUUUUUAUGUCCAAACGGAACGAUAUUUCACCAAGAGUACUUCGUUUGUGUGUGGUGGAAUCAAUUUGACUGUGACUCCGCUCCAGGACUUUUCUCCCUCAACCAGAAAUUAUACGAUUAUUCAAUUGUAGGAUCUCAGCAACAAGGGGUUGGUGGACCUGCAGGACAGAGUGGUCAACAAGGACCUUUUGGAGGAUUCCCAGGACAGGUAGGACCACAGGGCCCAUCGGCUCAGUAUCCGGGACAAAACGGACCUCAAGGACCUUCUGCUCAGUACCCAGGCCAAACUGGUCCUCAGGGACCUUCUGCGCAAUACCCAGGUCAGACAGGACCUCAAGGACCUUCAGCCAACUACCCAGGUUCUACUGGUCCUCAAGGACCAUCUGCUCAAUACCCAGGCCAAACUGGACCACAAGGUCCCUCAGCCAAUUUCCCCGGACAAGUAGGACCUCAAGGGCCAACAGCAGGAUAUCCAGGAGCUACUGGUCCUCAGGGACCUUCUGCUCAGUAUCCAGGUCAGACAGGACCUCAAGGGCCUUCAACUAACUACCCAGGAUCAACCGGUCCUCAGGGACCAUCUGCUCAAUACCCAGGCCAAACUGGACCACAGGGUCCCUCAGCCAAUUUCCCCGGACAAGUAGGACCUCAAGGGCCAACAGCAGGAUAUCCAGGAGCUACUGGUCCUCAGGGACCUUCUACUCAAUAUCCAGGUCAGACCGGACCUCAAGGGCCUUCAUCCAACUAUCCAGGAUCUGCCGGACCACAAGGGCCUUCAGCCAACUACCCAGGAUCUACCGGACCCCAAGGACCUUCGGCAGGGUAUCCGGGUAGUGGUCCUCAGGGACCUUCAGCGGGCUACCCAAGUUCCGGGCAAGGUCCUUCUAGUGGAUAUCCAGGCACAGCUGGACCAUCAGGACAGUAUCCUGGAUCUCAGGGACCUACUGGUCCUUCAUCUCAGUAUCCAGGGUCGUCAACUGCUUUCCCGGGAUCCACAACCUCUCCCGGUUUCCCUGGACAGCGACCUCAGGGAACUUCACCUUUUCCCGGUCAGGGAACUUCGAGACCUCCCUUCGGCACAGCGGCUGAUGAGUACCCUGGUGGUCAGAGCCCCUCAUCUAAGCCCAACCGAGAGUAUCUUCCACCCUACAGAAGAUAAUCCUUGAGACACUAGCCAAACGAAUGUUACAAUGACUCGCCAGUACUUCUAUAAUGUUGUUGUAUUAUAUGUUGUAUACAAAGUAGCCUAGAAAAGUAGCUUACCUCUUGAAUGCUCUCUUCAACUCUUUAAAGUUUCUGAAAUUUUUCGUAGUACAUGCCUUUGUAGGAGUUCAAUGUUGUUUGUAUUUAAGAAAUCCUACUAGGUAACGAUAUUUGUGUGCCUUAAGUUAUUGUGUUUAGCUUUAAGUGCUUAUUGUUAAGAUGUUUUUAUAUAUUUUUGUAACAUAAAGUGUUCUCAUAGUGAUAUGUUUUGAGAAAUAAACUACCAUUUUGUAAUAA